This is a messenger RNA of Bactrocera oleae (olive fruit fly), 7046 nucleotides long. The record is from RefSeq and is a predicted model, not a curated record. NCBI's taxonomy places the organism in Eukaryota, Metazoa, Arthropoda, Insecta, Diptera, Tephritidae.
CGCUGCGGCAGUUUUAUUCUGUUAUUUAUUUGUGUUUUAUUUAUUUUUUUGUCUUUUUUUGUUGGAAGUCUAUCAAUCCUUUCGCCGCGCUCAGCCAUUUAGUAUGCGCAUUGUUGUUGUUGCUAGUACUCAAAUCAAUUCGCCGAUUUUCGUCCGUGUAAACGCCAACUCACCGCCUCACCGACUCACCAAUCAAUCGAUAAAACCAUCGACCGCCUAUUUUAUUACAAGCCGUUCUCUUUAUAUAUGUAUAUGCAAGGCUGUGUGCGUGCGCUUGCCUGCAAUGAUUGCCUAAAUUUAGGCGCGCUGCUGAAAAAUUGAUUGUAAUUUAGUUAAUUGAAAUUUACAUUGUGGCAUUAAAAUUAAAUGUGCGAUGUGCGAUUUUUUUUUGUUUGCCGUUCGCUCGAGUUGAGCACAUUGGCAGCUGGAGACUGGUAUUAGCUGUCCGUCACACUGGUUGCAGAGAUCUGCAGUCUUGCAUUCUUAAGCAAAACAGCUGUUCAACGCCGCGGCACGCAUAAGCCACUUCAACCGCAGCCAGCGCCUCCCUUUGGGCACCUGAGGCGCAAAUAGUUGCUGAAACAUUUUUAUGAAGCCAACGGGAAUGGAGCAGUGUAAGGACAAAUUUAAAUGCUUGCAGUGAACGUGGAAAGGAAACAGACAAAACACAAUCGAAAAAUUGGACCAAAAACUAUGUUGCAACAACAGCAAAAAGCGUAGCAAAACGAAUGUAGGAGAGGCAUAGUGUAAACAAUUUAACAGCCAGGAAGAGACACUGACAACAACAACAAAAACAACGCGGAGAAUUACGAAAGUAAGCUACACAGCAACAAUACAACGGCGCACUCGUUGAAGGCGGCGAGUAAGUCAGUCAACACAACAGAUUACGUGCAACAUUGACAACAGGAAGUGCUGACGACAGGCGGCAAUGGCGACGACGCCGGUGCACGCGUCACAGCCGAACUGCUGAGAGCGCUGCUGCCGGCGACGGCUGAGCAACGUAGACGGAUGGACGGCGGCAUGAACGGCAUUAAACUGUAAUUAAACAAAAGUUACUGACGCCAGGCGAAAGAAAUGCGAAGCCAACAACAAUAACACAUCGCAUUGCAACAAAGAUUACCGUUAACUGCUGUAAGGCAAACGCGAACAAUGCCUGCAACAAUUGCAUGCAACAACAUAAUCACCGUCAAGACAAUGCUGACACACAUUAAUGCAAGCACACACACGUACAGAGAUGCACAGAGGCACAAAGAUACUCCAUUGCGUGAAAUGAAAUUGUGUUGUUGCAUGAGUGCAGUGUUGUUGCAGUGACACUUUGAAGGAUGUGUUUAAAUUAGGGCGGGCAGAACAACGCUGUUGGCACUUUGCCAACAAUGUCACGUCACUAGCAGACACUAAAAACAACAAUAACCCAAAAAUAAAAACAAAGUACUGAAAAGUAAUAAAAAUAACGGCGAAAUAACAAAAGCACCGCGUUGGCGCCUGAGCGCUCAAUUGUGUUGCGGUUGUGUAGGUGUUGGGGAAAUUAAGUGUGGACAUAAACACUUCCGGUUGGCUAAAACGACAUUAGCGCGUCACGAAGAGUGACAGCUGAGACAGUUGAAGCCACACAUAUGCGUGCGGAAGUCAAUAGAGGAGAGAGGGCGGUGUGUGUAUCAAAUAAGAGAUAGAGAGAGAGAGAGUGAAAGAGAUUGAGAGUUACUGAAAUCGCACAAUGAAUAUGAAAAGCACAUAAGAACCUUACAAAAACUCCAGCAAGUCUAACCAAAAUUAAAACAAACAAAAAAAUACAACAACAAAAGCAAAUAAUCAAAAACGCUUCGUACGCCCGCCGCACGCCGUGUAACCAGCAUAAAUGUUCCCGUGGCGGCGACGACGGCGGUGCGUACAACAAAUGCAACAAACACGUCUGUUAUUACAAUUAAAAUGUCGGACGUUGAAAGAGCGCGAAACGCAACGAAGACAACAGCAAACACAGCGUCGACAACAGCAACAGCCAAAACAACAACAACAACAGCAAUAGAACGCAUCACAGCAAACAGUGAGCAAUUGCCAUAUAAACACUCCUCAACAACAGCAACAACACCAGGAGCAGCAGCAGCCGCAGCGGUGAAGUUACAACACCAACAACUCUACCACAAUCAACUUUAUCACCAGCAGCAACAACAGCCAGUCUAUAGUAAGCCAACAACACACUAUAAUUACAAUAAUAGCGCAACUGUUGCACAACAACAACCACAAUAUCAAUUGAUCACCAGCGCUGGUGGCGAAUUUGGUGGUGGCGCUGCCGACGACACAUCCAUCUUUGGCAGCUGUUUUGGGCUCUUGCUGAAGGUAUUCUUCUCACCACCCGGUUUGGUGGCAUUGGUUGUGGGCUACUCGAUGCUCGGCGCUUGCAUAUUUCCAUUACUUGAGGCACCACAGGACAUUAACACGUCGGCGGCGAUCGCGAAGAGUCGAGAGGAGUGUCUGCGUGAGCUGUGGAUUAUAACGGAAAAACUCAACGUCUUGUACGAGCGCAACUGGUCCACAUUGGUGCACGAACAGCUGCGUCGCUUCGAAGAUUCGAUAGUGGCUGCCACACGUCAUACGAAUAACAGUAGCUACAGCAUCGGUAUGUUUGGCGGCAGUUCAACAGCGUUGCGUCGCUAUGGCAGCACAUUUGACGCGUCCACAGAUGUCAUGUUGGCGCCGACACAUUGGACUUUUGGCGAGGCUUUGCUCUACUCAGUCACUGUGAUAACAACAAUUGGUCAUGGCAGCUUAACGCCCCGCACUGCCGCUGGUAAAAUCGCAACCAUUUUGUAUGCCCUAAUCGGUGUGCCGCUCAUGUUGAUGUGCCUCUCCAGUUUGGGUGCGCUACUGGCGGAGGCGUUACAAUGUACCUAUGCGCGUAUCUGCUGUCGGCUAUCGCGCCAUCAGCACCAUCAACACCAUACCCAUCAACACAGCCAGCCACACAAUCACCACCACCAUCAGCAGCACAAACAUGAAAAGGGUCAUAGAGAAAAGGAGAAACAACCGCCGCCACAUGAUCUUUAUCAACAACAAACACAUCACCUGCAAGUGACCGGUGAGAAGAGUGGGCAUUUGCUCGAAGCAUCAGCUGGUACAAUAGGCGUGAGUAGUGGUGGCGUUAGUAAAUAUGCGAGGCGUUGCAGUGCGGACAGCUUAGAUAAUGAUGUGCUGCUGAAGCGCGGACUUAACGGUUGCCAGCAGGAAAAGGGACAUGAGUUGGACUGCAAAAACUGUAAAUACGAUGCUUUAAUUACGGAAACAAAUCUGAGCAGUGGUUACGAUUACAGCAAUAGCGGUAAUAUGGGCGAUCCGGUAGAUGACUCCUGUCGCCUGCUGCACAACUCACCGGCGAAAUUAAAUCAAAACCAAAUGUUGACGGGAGCGAAAAUCAAUGCGCACUACUAUCAACAGCAGCAGCAGCAGCAGCAACCACAGCUACAGCAACAGCAACAACGACCCGAUGUUAUGCUAAUGGCAACAACAGCAACGGCAGCACCGAAAUCAAUACAACAACAAUAUCAGCAACUUUAUAGCCGCUCGGCCACACCGUCACCGCAACAUUUCCAACAGCAACAGCAACAACCACAAUCGCAACAACAACAUACCAUGCAAACAUUCCACAUCGUAUCGGCCGGUUCAUCGCCCACACAACAAGGCCAACAACAACAACUGCAAACAAUGCCAACAUUGCGUCAGUACGCAACACUGCAAACGCACCAACAUAAACCACAACAACAACAACAGUAUGUUGCUGUGCCCAGCGGUGCGUUGGUGCGCUUUCAAACAACAACAACAACACCGGCUGCAACAGGAAUCGCCUCAGCGCUGAGUGGCAGUGGCAAUAAUUGCACAACCGACGGCAAUGGCAACGUCGGCAUCGGUGUAGGUGCAACACUCAUCGCCACCGGCAUGUCGGGCAAUUGUUAUCAAUCGGCGAAUGUGUCAGUGCCCGGUGGAGGCACAGCGACGGCCACAAUUUACUUUCCAAUUGCCACAGCAGCGCAUCCACAACAACAACAACAGCAGCAGCAGCCAUCGAGCUAUACGUCCGUUGCUACAGCAGCAGCAACAACAGCAAACAAUGACGCUACAAUAGCAACAACAAUGAGUGGCGCUGGCUUGGGAUCGGUCAGCAGCUCGGCAACCACAACACAAUUGCUUUGCAAUCAGCCGAUUGUGAAAUAUCACACCAUACAACUAACGCAUGCUACGAGCAAACAACAACAACAACAGCAACCCGCUUUGUUGGGCAGCGCCGCUGAUGUGAUGCCACUGCCGCCACCGCCAGCAUACCAAACGGCAACGGUGCACGGUAUACGACGAGCGAAAUUCCUGACUAAACCGCUGCCACCGGAGAUCAGCACAUUAGUAGCCGGCGAGCGCGAUUUAACCUGCCGACAUGAUUUAUUAUUACAACAAAGCAGUGCCAGUAGUGCUAGCAGCUAUGUAAACAAUGCAACUACAACACCAACACAAUCGACAAUGUAUGCUGGCACAACAACAACAGCAACAUCGAAUGCAUCAAACGCAACAACGAUUGCAAUGUUGACAGCCGGAUUGACAGCAACAGCGGCGGCAUGUAGCGGUAAUCCACCAACAACAACAGCAGCAGCAACAGCCAACAACACACAAAUGGGCGCAUUAAUGUCCGGCACAUCGUCCAUGGUCGGUUCGAAUGCCACUGUCGAUAUAAUGGAGGAUGAAGAAGAGCACGAACAACAACGAUUGGGCAACUGCCUACACGGCACGCCAUCACGCGUACCACUCAUCUCUGGCAGCAGCGGUGCCAUCAACGCACACAGCACCAACGGCAGCACAGACGAAGAGCAGCGGGGCGCGCGUAGUCUCUUCAAUGCCACCGCAGCCUCAUUCCAUCGGCACACGCUAAAUACCUUCCAACGCAAUGCAGCGGCACGUAAAUCAACCACAUAUGCCGCACAACGACGCGCAGGCUGCAACAUGCACGCAACAAGCCAACGAAGUGGGAAAGCGAGCAGCUGUUAUGGCGACACCGCCACCGAGACCUCCGACGACGAGGAUGUGGAGGCCGCGUACAUGCAACGUGAUGCGACUACGGGCGAACAGUUCCGACUAACAAAACUCAGCAAAAGCAACAAACAGCCAAAGUCAGAUGAGCAGACUGCCUACUGUGAUACCGAUGCGACUGCCGACGAGACUGAGGAUGACGAGGCAGCCUCGAAUGCCGACGCCGAGACGGAGGAGGCUGGCGCACAGGUGCCCAUCAGCAUUGUGCUGCUCAUACUCAUCUGCUACAUAUGCUUAGGCACUGUGAUUUUCGCCUUCUGGGAGAAUUGGUCCAUUGUGGAUGGCGCCUACUUUUGCUUUGUCACCUUGACCACCAUCGGCUAUGGUGACUUCAUGCCCGAACGCACCUUUCACGGACCGCACGUGCAGCUCUUCGCUUGUUGCGCCUAUCUGCUGUUGGGUCUGGUAUUGGUCGCAAUGUCGUUCAGUAUACUCGAGACGCAGCUAAUGUGGAAGUGCAAACGAAUUGCGGUACGACUGAAGUUGGCCAAUGAUUGAUAGUGGCGGCGUUUGUUAGCGCGUCGCGGCAGCGCCGGUGCGAUGGCGCAAUUUUUGUAGAAUGUAAGCGGAAGCAAAAGAAGCAAUAGAAAAAUGCGAAACAUAAAAAAUACAGUAGAAAGUAAAUGAAAGCAGGGAAAGCGUAUAAAUAAUAAUACAAAGAGCUAGACUAAGUAGUGUUUAAUUAGUGUUUAGUUGCGCACUGUAAAUAUUUUUGUUGUAAAAGUGCGUACGAGCACUGUAGAUAAAGCUUUAUUUAAGCCUUUCACUUAGGUAUGUUGGUUUACUGUUAGCUUAGUGGAUAGAGUUGUCAUAAGUCUCUUAGCCAAAUGCUUGUAGUGAAUGAUCAUUGAAAGUUGACUGCAACCUGAAGCAGGAAAAAGAUAAUUGUGUAACUCAAAGUGACGGUGGACAUAGGUUAUGUUAUCUUUUUGAUUGCCUCUUCUAAGAGUUUCUUCAUUUACUGCAAUUUAUUAGAAGAUCUUUCUGUAAGCAUUGACUUAUCGCAUUCAUAUCGACAGCCACUUCUAUAUGGUUCGCUCCCGUCGAAACAGCUCGUAUCUGCAUAAGCCACAAAAUAUCAAACAACGAAUUACUAUGGAUUAAAUGGAAUACUCCAAAACAUGGUCGACCGAAACCCUUAAGUACAAUAUGACCUGAUCCUUAAUAUAUCCAAUAUUGAAAAAUAUUUUUCUUAUGGAGACUCUCCGAAGCAACUGUUCAUUGCCAAAUAUAAUAAAAACUACAUUUCGACUUAACGAUGCCUCAACAGGGAAAAUUUUCCAGUUAUAAAAAAGCUUACCACUACAUAACUAAUAUCGUUAUUUGCAACAUGACAGAAUACAUGAUAUUUAUUGCAAGAGUUUCCUCGAACGAAUGUUUAUCACUGAAACUAAUAAUCGAUAAUUUUCCAUAAAACAAAACAUCGAUUUCGUUAAGUCUCGUUUCAUCACCUAUGAUUAUAAGUAACGUCGAAGCGAAAAUCUAAGAUGGCAUACAACAAAAUUUCCUCUGUGUUCGGGAAAAUAAUUUUUUUAUUUCAGAAGUUGAAUUGUCAACAAUGCUGUAUCAGGAAACAUCGAAACAGCUGAUCCAUAAAAUUUAAAGCCAAGUCCGAAGCAACAGUGAAGCAAGUUCAUUCUAAUAUAACUUGUAUAGAUAAAAAUAAACGCUCUGCUGCAGUGAGACCUGCUUAAAAUUAUUUUAAAAUAAAAAAAAUCACUACCCUGAAAAAAGAGUUUCGCAUCAUGCAUCGUUGGGAAACAAUUUCAGAUAUAAGUUCUCAUUUAGAUCUCAGCCAUCACACAAGCUUACUAACUUCGACUUAAAACUUUGUUCUCGUUACCCACACUCGAACUUACAACAGCUGAAAAUACGUAUAUUCCGCUUCCAAGACAAGUGAAUCUAGGAAAACGAGACGAAUCCGGAAAUUCAUUCAUGUACUGACAACGCUGUAACUCUAAUGGAUGGAACCAUUCAAAAAA